Messenger RNA from Clonostachys byssicola, 852 nucleotides. Lineage: Eukaryota; Fungi; Ascomycota; Sordariomycetes; Hypocreales; Bionectriaceae. The record is from the annotation of a GenBank genome assembly.
AUGGCCGAAGUCUCUGUUCCCCCAGCUGCGCCCCAAGAGUCAUCCUCGCGCCGAGGUCUCAAAGCUCGCCGCAAGCUGAGAGUCAAUACUGGUUGUCUCACAUGCCGCCACCGCCAUGUCAAGUGCGAUGAGCGCAAGCCGAGUUGUGUCAAUUGUGGGAAGAAAAGCCGCAUCUGCCGUUAUGAGUCCUCUGGGGACCAGCAGUCGAGACGAACAGCAACCGAGAAGGAAAUCCAAAGCCGGAGCCGGGACAAAGGCCCGAACCAGACCCAAACCUCAGCCUUGGAAUCCCAAGCGCAAUCAAUAGCACAAACACAGCCCUCACACUCACCAGUGUCCGUACAUGAGCUCAGAGGCCAACGCGUUCCCAUACGCGAACCCACGCCCAGCCAUGUGCAGAGUCCACAUCCUCAUCCUGCCGGAAGUGAUCUGUCCCACCUCGUCCCCUUCAGUGAUGGCCAGGACGGGCAUGACCCUAUCAUCUCCGCAUCUUUCACCAACCCUCAAGAUCUGACGGCUGUGUCCCCCUUCUCUGCUACUUUGGGGUCCAUCUUACUCGAUGCUGAGUUUUUCCCUGAACAACACGGAGAUGUUCUGCAACAGCUCUACCAGCCCACUGACCCGGGGCUGGAGCAAUCAGUGCAUCAAGGCCAUAUUAGCGAGAUACAUACGCCGUCAAAUAUUGAACUUCGGGUCGACUAUCAGAUACAAUUAUCGACUCACGAGGUCCCGAUCUUCCGAAACUACGUGGAGAAUAUUAGCAAGUGGCGACCAGCCGUUCCAUCGGUUAGUUCCCAUCUUAGCCUUGCGAUGCCCGUCGCUGCUCCAUGCAUGCCUCGCCCUCGCGUCUAA